Molecule: messenger RNA, 3885 nt
Organism: Neofelis nebulosa (Clouded leopard)
Lineage: Eukaryota; Metazoa; Chordata; Mammalia; Carnivora; Felidae
Gene: ITGB1
Product: integrin subunit beta 1
Exons: 17
Coding region: 261-2666 (801 amino acids)
Biological process (GO): integrin-mediated signaling pathway; cell-matrix adhesion; cell adhesion mediated by integrin
Cellular component (GO): focal adhesion; cell surface; integrin complex
Molecular function (GO): integrin binding; collagen binding involved in cell-matrix adhesion; laminin binding
Source: RefSeq, a predicted model, not a curated record
GGACGGACGCAGCGGCUUGGAGGAGCAGGAUCAGCCGCGCAGAGAAGGAGGUGCCGCGGGGGUCGUUUCCUGCCAGGGGGCGGCUCUGGGCCGCCGAGUCUCCUCCUCCCGCCCCCAGGAGGAGGAGGAGCCGCAGCCGCCGCCGCCCGCCGCGCCCGAGACCCGGGAGGCCGCGCCAGCCCUCGGGAGAGACCCAGCGGGAGCCGCGGAGCAGCAGGCCCGAGCCGACCGCGCCGGGGCCUGGACGCCGCCUGGAGAAGAUGAAUUUACAACUGAUUUUCUGGAUUGGACUGAUCAGUUCAAUUUGCUGUGUGUUUGGCCAAGCAGAUGAAAAUAGAUGUUUAAAAGCAAAUGCCAAAUCCUGUGGAGAAUGUAUACAAGCAGGGCCAAAUUGUGGAUGGUGUGUAAAUUCAACAUUUUUACAAGAAGGAAUGCCUACGUCUGCGCGAUGCGAUGAUUUAGAAGCUUUGAAAAAGAAGGGUUGCCAUCCAGAUGACAUAGAAAAUCCCAGAGGCUCCAAAGAUGUAAAGAAAAAUAAAAAUGUAACGAACCGUAGUAAGGGAACGGCAGAGAAGCUCCAGCCAGAAGAUAUUACUCAAAUCCAGCCUCAGCAGUUGGUUUUGCAGUUGCGAUCAGGGGAGCCGCAGACAUUUACAUUAAAAUUCAAGAGAGCUGAAGACUAUCCUAUUGAUCUCUACUACCUUAUGGAUCUCUCCUACUCUAUGAAAGACGAUUUGGAGAAUGUCAAAAGUCUUGGAACAGAUCUGAUGAAUGAAAUGAGAAGGAUUACUUCAGAUUUCCGGAUUGGAUUUGGCUCAUUUGUGGAGAAGACCGUGAUGCCUUACAUUAGUACAACGCCAGCCAAGCUCAGGAACCCUUGCACAAGUGAACAAAACUGCACCAGCCCAUUUAGCUACAAAAAUGUGCUCAGUCUUACUGAUAAAGGGGAAGUAUUUAAUGAACUUGUUGGUAAACAGCGCAUAUCUGGAAAUUUGGAUUCUCCAGAAGGUGGCUUCGAUGCAAUCAUGCAAGUUGCAGUUUGCGGAUCAUUGAUUGGCUGGAGGAAUGUUACACGGCUGCUGGUGUUUUCCACGGAUGCUGGGUUUCACUUUGCUGGAGAUGGGAAACUUGGUGGCAUUGUUUUACCCAAUGAUGGACAGUGUCACCUGGAAAAUGAUGUGUACACAAUGAGCCAUUAUUAUGAUUAUCCUUCUAUUGCUCACCUUGUCCAGAAACUAAGUGAAAAUAACAUUCAGACAAUUUUUGCAGUUACUGAAGAAUUUCAGCCCGUUUACAAGGAACUGAAAAAUUUGAUCCCUAAGUCAGCAGUAGGAACUUUAUCUGCAAAUUCCAGCAAUGUAAUUCAGUUGAUUAUUGAUGCAUACAAUUCCCUUUCCUCAGAAGUGAUUUUGGAAAACAGCAAAUUGCCAGAAGGAGUAACAAUAAACUACAAAUCUUACUGCAAGAAUGGGGUGAAUGGAACAGGGGAAAAUGGAAGAAAAUGUUCCAAUAUUUCCAUUGGAGAUGAGGUUCAAUUUGAAAUUAGCAUAACUUCAAAUAAAUGUCCAAAUAAGAAUUCUGAAAUCAUUAAAAUUAAGCCUCUGGGCUUUACUGAAGAAGUGGAAAUUAUUCUUCAGUUCAUCUGUGAAUGUGAGUGCCAAAAUGAAGGCAUCCCUAGCAGUCCAAAGUGUCAUGAAGGAAAUGGAACGUUCGAGUGUGGAGCUUGCAGGUGCAACGAGGGACGUGUUGGUAGACAUUGUGAAUGUAGCACAGAUGAAGUUAACAGUGAAGAUAUGGAUGCUUACUGCAGGAAAGAAAACAGUUCAGAAAUCUGUAGUAACAAUGGAGAGUGUGUCUGUGGACAGUGUGUUUGUAGGAAGAGGGAUAAUACAAAUGAAAUUUAUUCUGGCAAAUUCUGCGAAUGUGAUAAUUUCAACUGUGAUAGAUCCAAUGGCUUAAUUUGUGGAGGAAAUGGCGUUUGCAAGUGUCGUGUAUGUGAAUGCAAUCCCAACUACACCGGCAGCGCCUGUGACUGUUCUUUGGAUACUACUUCAUGCAUGGCCACAAAUGGACAGAUCUGCAAUGGCAGGGGCAUCUGUGAGUGUGGCGCCUGUAAGUGUACAGAUCCGAAGUUUCAAGGGCCAACUUGUGAGAUGUGUCAGACCUGCCUUGGUGUCUGUGCUGAGCAUAAAGAAUGUGUUCAGUGCAGAGCCUUCAAUAAAGGAGAAAAGAAAGACACAUGCGCACAGGAAUGUUCACAUUUCAACAUUACCAAGGUUGAAAAUCGAGACAAAUUACCACAGCCAGGCCAGGUCGAUCCCCUGUCCCAUUGUAAAGAGAAAGAUGUUGAUGAUUGCUGGUUUUAUUUCACGUAUUCAGUGAAUGGGAACAAUGAGGCCAUUGUUCAUGUUGUAGAGACUCCAGAGUGCCCCACUGGUCCAGACAUCAUUCCAAUUGUAGCUGGUGUGGUUGCUGGAAUUGUUCUUAUUGGCCUUGCAUUGCUGCUUAUUUGGAAGCUUUUAAUGAUAAUUCAUGACAGAAGGGAAUUUGCCAAAUUUGAAAAGGAAAAGAUGAAUGCCAAAUGGGACACGCAAGAAAAUCCGAUUUACAAGAGUCCUAUUAAUAAUUUCAAGAAUCCAAACUAUGGACGUAAAGCUGGUCUCUAAGUUGCCGGUGAAAAUCCUAUUUAUAAGAGUGCCGUGACAACUGUUGUCAAUCCAAAAUAUGAGGGAAAAUGAGCACUACCCAUGCAAAUUUCACAGCACUGAAUGCAAAGUCGUAGUUUUCAUAGUCACAGUAAGGUAGAGCUAGGGCAGUGUCACCAUGGUUUUUCUCAUGUGCAGGUUUUGAAAAUGUACAAUAUGUAUAAUUUAAAUUUUUUUUUAUUAUUUUGAAAAUAAUGUAAUAAUGCCAGGGACUGACAAAAAAUUUGAGACAGGAUGGCUAUCCUUGUCAGCUAAGGUCACAUUGUGCCUUUUCGACCUUUUCCUCCUGGACUAUUGAAAUCAGGCUCUUACUGGAUGAAAUGAUAUUUCUAGAGCGAUUGAAAGAGAGUAAAGUAAUGAGUAUGAUGAGAGUUUCUGUUAAUCAAGUAUUAAAAUUGAUUUCUAGCUUUACAGACAUGUCAGGUUUUAGUUAUACAGAAUCCAAAGUAAAUAUCCUACUUAACUAGAAUUGUUUUAAAUUUGUAAUUUUGCUAUUUGCCUAUUAGACAAGACUGGAUGACAUGUGAGUAUGUUGGGAAUUACUGAUGUAAAAUACUUUUGGAAUAUUUGAUCUACAGAGGCCAUUGGAAAAAGUCACAAUUAGGAAGGGAAAACAUAGCUUUAAAACCUGUGUGCCAUUUUAAGAGUUACUUAAUCUUGGUAACUCUUACGCCUUCUCUUUAGAAAAUCAAGCCUUGGAUAAAAGUAUCGGGAAAUUUUCUGCAGAAAAGUCCUUAAUUUAGCAUUAUUUACAUAAAGGCCUUACUUUACAUAAUUGCCGAAUUGAGGACCUUUGGGUGAAUUUAUUCGUUUUAUUUUGUUUAAAGCCUGGUGCUUUUUUAUCACCUCUUCUAAUCAUUUAAUGUAUUUGUUUGCAAUUUGGGGUAAGACUUUUUUUUUUUUUUUUUAACCAAUACUUUUUCUUUGAUGUUCCAGCUGUAAAUUUGCCUUUUUAAUGAACAUGUGAAGUUGUCCUGUGACUUUCGCAACAGCUAUCACUUACGCACGUCUUACUUUCAGCGCUGUAACAGACCACUGUAUAGUUCCUUCUCACCAUUUGCCCGUGUUGUUUCAUGCGAUUCACGUUCUUGUGUUAAGUGCCUUUUAAUUUUAACAGUUCACUUUUUACAUGCUGUUUACUGAAGUUAUUUAUUAAAUAAAAAUGCCUAAAAUAUUUAAA